This is a messenger RNA of Pungitius pungitius (ninespine stickleback), 3999 nucleotides long. RefSeq names its product importin 9 (gene ipo9). Gene Ontology annotation, molecular function: small GTPase binding. The record is from RefSeq and is a predicted model, not a curated record. Gene Ontology annotation, biological process: protein import into nucleus. Gene Ontology annotation, cellular component: nuclear envelope; cytosol. The transcript is spliced from 24 exons. The coding region runs from base 151 to 3288 and encodes 1045 amino acids. Lineage: Eukaryota; Metazoa; Chordata; Actinopteri; Perciformes; Gasterosteidae.
GGCGAACCGGACGACACUUGUGCUUCCUCCCGCUAAGCCCCGCCUCCACGUUUCCGUGCAUUGGCGCGCUUCGCCUCCGUGGCUCUCUGCUCCUCCCCGGGUGGUGUUGGUCUAACUGUGUAGCGGGCUGCGGGUGGAAACACGUCAGGGAUGAGUGCGGCCGGUAUUGCUCGGUCCGGUUCGGCCGCUGGCCCCGUGCAGCAGGGGCUAAAAGAGGCUCUGAUUGAGACGCUGACGGCCAUCCUGUCCCCGGUCCAAGAAGUGCGCGCCGCCGCGGAGGAGCAGGUCAAAGUGCUCGAAGUGACAGAAGAGUUUGGCGUCCAUCUGGCGGAACUCACAGUCGAUCCUCAGGGAGCGCUCGCUAUCCGUCAGUUGGCGUCGGUCAUCCUGAAGCAGUAUGUUGAAACUCACUGGUGUUCCCAGUCGGAGAAAUUCAGGCCUCCCGAAACUACCGAUCAGGCCAAAGCCGCCAUCCGGGAGCUGCUGCCCGGCGGUUUGCGGGAGGCCAUCAGCAAGGUGCGCUCGAGCGUUGCGUACGCCGUGUCGGCCAUCGCCCACUGGGACUGGCCCGAGGCCUGGCCACAGCUCUUCACGCUGCUGAUGGAGAUGCUGGUCAGCGGGGACGUCAAUGCUGUGCACGGGGCCAUGAGGGUCCUCACAGAGUUUACUCGGGAGGUGACGGAUACUCAGAUGCCGCUGGUGGCUCCGGUCAUCUUACCUGAAAUGUACAAGAUCUUCACCAUGGCUGAGGUGUACAGUAUUCGCACGCGAUCCAGAGCAGUGGAGAUAUUCACCACCUGUGCCAACCUCAUCUGUGCUAUUGAAGAGCUUGAGAAGGGUGCAGCGAAGGCGCUCAUCUUCCCCGUGGUGCAGCAGUUCACGGAAGCGUUUGUGCAGGCUCUGCACAUGCCCGAUGGACCCUCGUCCGAUAGCGGCCUAAAGAUGGAAGUGCUCAAGGCGGUAACGGCGCUGGUGAGGAACUUCCCCAAACCGAUGGUUUCCUCCAUGCAGCAGAUAUUACCCAUCGUAUGGAAUGCGCUGACUGAAAGUGCAGCUCUUUAUGUGAGAACAGAAGUCAACUACACAGAAGAAGUGGAUGACCCGGUGGACUCGGAUGGUGAGGUUUUGGGUUUCGAGAAUCUGGUGUUCAGCAUCUUCGAGUUUGUGCACACGCUGCUGGAGAACAACAAGUUCAAGAGCACGGUGAAGAAGGCGCUGCCCGAACUCAUCUACUACGUCAUCCUGUACAUGCAGAUCACGGAGGACCAGAUCAAAGUCUGGACUGCGAACCCUCAACAGUUUGUUGAGGACGAGGAUGAUGAUACAUUCUCCUACUCAGUCAGGAUCUCUGCUCAGGACCUGCUGCUGGCCGUUGCCGCAGAGUUCCAGAAUGAGAGCGCCGCGGCGCUGGCGGCGGCAGCGACCAGACACCUGCAGGAGGCGGAGCAGGCCAAAAACAGCGGCAAUGAGCACUGGUGGAAGAUCCAUGAAGCCUGCUUGUUGGCCCUUGGCUCCGUCAAAACCAUCAUCACGGAGAACGUGAAGAACGGCCGUAUCCAGUUUGACAUGCACGGCUUCCUGGCCAACGUGAUCCUCGCCGAUCUCAACCUGCCAGCGGCGUCUCCGUUCCUCCUCGGCCGCGCUCUGUGGGCGGCCAGUCGCUUCACGGCCGCCAUGUCCCCCGAACUCAUCCAGCAGUUCCUUCAGGCCACCGUCAGCGGCCUCCACGACAACCAGCCGCCCUCGGUCCGCAUAUCCGCCGUCAGGGCCAUCUGGGGGUAUUGCGAUCAGCUGAAGCUGUCAGAGAGCACCCACGUCCUCCAGCCCUUCCUCCCCAGCAUCCUCGAGGGACUGGUCCAACUGGCUGCCCAGUUCAGCUCCGAGGUGCUGACGCUCGUCAUGGAGACUCUGUGCAUCGUCUGCACCGUCGACCCGGCCUUCACCACCAGCGCCGAGAACAAAAUCUGUCCCCUCACCAUUGCUAUUUUCCUUAAAUAUAACAAUGACCCCGUCGUGGCGUCUCUGGCUCAGGACAUCUUCAAGGAGCUGGCACAGAUCGAAGGCUGCCAGGGCCCCAUGCAGAUGCGUCUCAUCCCCACGCUGGUCAGCAUCAUGCAGGCCCCCCCCGACAAGAUCCCCGCCGGACUUUGUGCCACGUCGAUCGACAUCCUCACCACUGUCGUCCGAAACACCAAACCCCCCCUCUCGGAGAUGCUGGUGUGCCAGGCGUUCCCCGUGGUGGCCCAGUGCAGCUUACGCACCGACGACAACGCGGUGAUGCAGAACGGAGGCGAGUGUCUGCGGGCGUACGUCUCCGUCGCCCUCGAGCAGGUGGCUCAGUGGAGGGACGAGCAGGGCAACAGCGGCCUCUGGUACGUCAUGCAGGUGGUCAACCAGCUGCUGGACCCCCGGACCUCCGAGUUCACGGCCGCCUUCGUGGGCAGGUUGGUGUCCACGCUCAUCUCUCGGGCGGGAACGCAGCUCGGGGAGCAGCUGGACCAGAUCCUCCGAGCGAUUCUGAGCAAGAUGCAGCAGGCCGAGACUCUGAGUGUCAUGCAGUCCCUGAUCAUGGUGUUUGCCCACCUGGUUCACUCCCAGCUGGAGCCUCUGCUGGAGUUCUUGUGCAGUCUGCCCGGCCCGACGGGGAAGCCCGCCCUGGAGUUUGUCAUGACGGAGUGGAUGAGCAGGCAGCACCUGUUCUACGGACAGUACGAGGGUAAAGUCAGCACGGUGGCUCUCUGUAAGCUGCUGCAGCACGGCCUCAACACUGACGACAAACGCCUCCAGGACAUCGUGGUGAAGGGAGAAGAGAUCUACGGCCACGAAGACGGAAUCCGCACGCGCUCCAAAUCCGCCAAGAACCCAGAGAGGUGGACCAACAUUCCUUUGCUCGUGAAGAUCUUCAAGCUGAUCAUCAACGAGCUGUCGACUGUAGUGGAGGCAAACACCAGCAGGGCGAACGGCGCCGACUGGAGUCAAGAUUCCAGCGGCAUGUGGGACGAAGAUGAAGGCGGUGGCGGCGACGACGAUGACGAGGAGGAUGAGGGCCUCGCCGGGCAGCUGCUUUCUGAUCUCAUCUCUUCGAAGAAAUACGAUGAUGAUUAUUACGAGGAUGACGACGACGAUGAUGAUGAUGCGGAUGCCUUGAAAGACCCCAUCUAUCAGAUUGAUCUGCAGGCGUACCUGACGGACUUCCUGACGCAGUUUGCCCAGCAGCCGUGUUACAGCAUGUUCUCGGGCCACCUCACCGCCGUCGAGAGAGAAACCCUGCAGUCUAUAGGCCUCUAGCCCCGCCUCCCGCCGCUCCAAGACGCCUUCGACCAGCUAAUCUCGCCCCAUGCUGCCUCGUCGAUGAUGCCCCUCGCGAUGAAUUUGAAAACGGGGCGAAGAAUGAGGAGAAACGGGAUGAGGCCCCUGAAAGGGGAAGGAUACCGGGUUGAAAGAGGUGGACAUGCACUUACCCAGAACUCCCCAGUUUCUACGGUUUUUUUCGUGAUUGGAUGAAGGACUUUGCCGACGUUAAAGCGAGGAGGAUGAAGAUGUAAGCAACUGCCUAUAGGUCAGUUCUUGAAGGUCAAAGGACAUUUUAGCGAAAUCACAGACCGGCCGAAAGGAUUGAACAGAAAGGUCAAGGCUUAACAGUUGGACAGGUGAACCAGGAAAUAUGAACGGACUAUUUUGCCACGUUCUAUUUGUAACUUAGGCUAUUGUUUUUUUUGUUAUUGUAUAAAGAGUAAAAUUGCGACAUGGAAGAACUCUUGGGAGAGAAUAUAUGCUAAUUGGAGGAUAUUUAAACAAACGACCAUCUUUGGGGAAAGGAGAGAAACAUUGGCUGCCUUAUUCCAGAAAAAAAAGUUUCUGAUAGCAAAAUUUAAAGCUCUUUGGCCAGAUACCAUGUCUCAGGGUUCAGUGGGUAUGUGGGGAAAUUCAGUGUACCCAUUGAAAUUUUCAAUGGAAAACAUUUCUAAAUAAAAGUCCCGAUGGGACAACCUUUCCAGA